This is a messenger RNA of Rhinichthys klamathensis goyatoka, 1966 nucleotides long. RefSeq names its product bifunctional 3'-5' exonuclease/ATP-dependent helicase WRN-like. The transcript has 2 exons. Gene Ontology annotation, cellular component: nucleus; nucleoplasm; chromosome. Gene Ontology annotation, biological process: telomere maintenance; double-strand break repair via homologous recombination. The coding region runs from base 226 to 1593 and encodes 455 amino acids. The record is from RefSeq and is a predicted model, not a curated record. Lineage: Eukaryota; Metazoa; Chordata; Actinopteri; Cypriniformes; Leuciscidae. Gene Ontology annotation, molecular function: 3'-5' DNA helicase activity; nucleic acid binding; four-way junction helicase activity.
UUAGUCUCAGCCUCAGACGUCACGCCCACGGAACGUUGGCUAAACGUCUGAUGCAUAUGGUACACUUAACUGGAAACACUUCAGGAAUGUCGAAGUCGUCAUCUGAUUGGUUGAAUUUUAUCGGAUUUCCGGGGGGCGCGAGUGUCGCGUUUGUUUUCGGUCCGCCGGGAAACAGCGCAGACGUGUGAUUGCGGAAGAAAAACUGUUGUGUUUACAUGAGUGACAAUGAGCAUUUAUCAAGAUCAGCUGAACGUAGGAUUCUCAAAAGUAUGCGAGGUUCACGGCAUAGACUCUUUAAGAGAUGUCCAGGAGUUUUGUUUGAGGCACUUAGUGGAGACAAAAAGAGAUAUUUUAGCCUGUUUGCCGACGGGAUUUGGGAAGAGUAUUAUUUUCCAAGCCUGGCCGACCCUUUGUCAGCAUUUAGAAGGAUUCCCAGCAGAUCCAAUUUUACUAGUUGUGUGUCCCCUCCUAUCUAUUAUGGAAGAUCAAGUGAAGUACCUAACUGCGAAGGGGAUAUCAGCCGCGUUUGCGGGCAAAAAUGAAACAACAGACGCGGACAUCGCAGCUGGUCGAUUCAGUAUUGUGUUCGGUUCUCCAGAAUUGCUUGUGGGUGUUAAAAAGUGGAGAGAUAUGCUUCAAACAGAUGUUUACCGCGAGCGUCUCAUCGGUAUGGCUGUUGAUGAAGUGCACACCAUUGUUCAAUGGGGGGAACGCCAUGGCAGUGAUGCUCCAUUCAGAAAGUGGUGUGGUUUGGUUGGUGAGCUCAGAUCACUCCUGCCUAUCUCCUUACCAGUGCUGGCCCUAACUGCUACAGCAUCUUUGACAACACGCAAGAAAAUAAUGAAGCUCUUAGGACUACAGAAGUGCUUAGAAGUUGUCAGAAGCCCUGAUCGGAGCAACAUCAGACUUGCAGUUAAAAAAGUGUCUUCUGAUGUAACUAAUACAUUUUCUUGGCUUAUCAACGAACUCAUGGUAAAGGGCCCACAGACUGCACGUACUGUCAUUUACUGCAAAUCUAUAUCUGACUGUUCAAUGCUGUUCCAUGAUGUGUUCCUUGCCUCCCUUGGACAAAGAUCAGUUCACCCACCUGGCACUAGCAAUGUGUCAUCUAACAGAGUUGUUGACAUGUUUCAUUCAAUGACAUCAGACAGUGUCAAAAACAACAUAAUUCAGACUCUCAGAGACCCUCAGUCUGUCCUCAGAGUGGUGAUAGCAACGUCAGCUUUGGGCAUGGGAGUUGAUUUGAAAAAUGUACAACACGUAGUUCAGUAUGGGCCACCAAAAGACAUCGAAUCAUACAUGCAAGCAUUUGGGAGAGCAGGGAGAGAUGGCUCUAUGUCCCAUUCCCUCAUUCUUUACCAUGGAAAGCAGCUUAUAGGCAUUUCAGAGAAAAUGCGUGAGUAUGUCAGUAAUGUCGCUUCUUGCAGAAGAACACAACUAAUGAACUUGUUUGAUGGGGAGGUUGUACAGCCACUUGCAGUAAGCAUGCUUGUUGUGACAAUUGUGCGAAAAUGUGUCAGUGCAAGGAAAUUUGUGAUGGUAAUGCCAGUGACCUGGAACUUCAUGCUGCAAAGCCAAUUGCACACAAAGUGAGAACUGUCAGCAAUCAUCAAAGGGAAUCUCUCCGUCAGAUGUUGAUGGACAGGCUUGAGGGAGACGUGGAUAAUGGACUAUGUGGAAAGAUUUCAGUUUACCACACAUUGCAGGAACACUUCUCAACGAAAGACCCAAUGAUUAAUGAGACACUACAGUCAUGUGAGACACUGUUUUGCAUUGAUGACAUAAUUUGCCAAGUUCAUGUGUACGAUUUCAAUCAUGCCAAGAUCAUUCUUGAAACUGUGAUGGAGGUUUUUGGAGACUGUGAAUCAGACAUGGACAGUAACAGUUUUGAUGACAGUGUCAAUGUCUUUGAAUUUGAUGCGAUGUCAUUACAUGACUGAAUUAAGUCUCAGUUAUAUGGCACAUG